AAUAAUGUAACAACAAAAUUUUAGAAAAUAUUCUAAUUUUUUACAUUAUCUCAAACAAUUAAAGAUAAAUAUUUUUCCGAUAUCCAUUUUCUUAUUAAAGCAGAUGGCUGCCAUACACCAUUAACCAAUUUUUUUAUCACCUUGUUUGAUAGUAUAUUAAAUUAUUGUCAUUACACGAUAGUGUUUAAUUAUUUAAGAAUUGUUAUAAAGCAUAUUGAAUAUUUGACAAAAAUGAAAGAAAAACUAACAUAUUAAUUAUAAUGUUCUUAUAAUUUGCUACGGACUGUUAAUUAUUAAACUAUUAUGUCUUGUUGACUUAAAUAAAAUGGAAAGAAUCUCAAGAUAUUUUCUUUACCUUAUCUUAAUACAUAAUUAAUUACUAAAUCGAUAAUUUUAAGUAACAAAAAAAAUGGGAGGCAAAGGAUCCAAAACUACCAAAUUAAUACCGCUUAACAAAGAAGAAUGUGAUGCUAUUAAUAAUUUGAUGUGUUACAAAGAAUCAAUACUUAUUGACGAGUUAUUAAAUCGAUGGAAACAGUACCUUACUGAUAAUAUGGUCCAUCACAUUAAACAUAUAUUUACUAGUAACAAACAAUCAAAAACUCAAAUUGUUCAAAUAUAUCGAUACUUAGCUAUGAAUGAAGUUUAUCAGGAAAACUAUCGAAACUUAAUAUUACAAAUACUAUCUAAAUCAAAUUUUCAACAAUAUAUUGCUGAUUUAAUAGAAUCAAUACUGUUAUGUAUAAAUUCCACUAAUGAAUAUAUAGCAUGGACACAAAUUCAUACAAAAACUAAUGCACUUCCCUUAUUAAGCAUCUACUUCUCCAAUAUUGCUUUAGCUGGAGACAUUGAAAAUUGGUUACAAACUGAACAAUAUUUUGGUUUAAUGCAUAGAAUAUUAAUAACUACUCUUUACAAUGUACCAAUGAAUAAUAGUUUACUGCCAAAUGUGAAUAUCAACAAAAAAUUUAAGCAAUCCUUUCAUACUAUCUUAGAUUUUGGUUGGAUAAUGUUUAUCAAUAAGAACUUAUCUCAUGAUUGUCAAAGAAACUGGCGUUUAUUGUUUUCAUCUAGUUAUCACGGAGAAAGUUUUCAAUCAUUAACCACAGCUAUAAUUGAUCAAGGAUCAACAAUUAUUAUAGUUAAAGAUACCUCUGGUCAUGUAUUUGGUGGUUUUGCUUCACAACCAUGGCUCUUAAAACCAAAAUUUUAUGGAGAUUCAAGCUGUUUUUUAUUUUCACUGUAUCCAAAUUUAAAUUAUUGUGCAGCUAGUGGAAAUAACGAACAUUUUAUGUACAUGAAUAGUGGUCAGCAUACAUUACCAAACGGUAUAGGUAUGGGAGGUCAGAUGAGUUAUUGGGGAUUAUGGUUGGAUUCUGAAUAUGGAAAGGGACAAUGUAGUGUAUCAUGUUCAACAUUUUCUAAUUAUUUAAUGCCAGCUAAAUCAAAAGACUUUAUGAUUGAUUCUUUGGAAGUCUGGUGUGUAAAAGAAAAAUCAAGAAAUGAAAGUGAUGAAGAAGAAAGAAUAUUACCUAAUAAUAGAGAUAAUUGGGAUAUGAAACUACUUGAAAUGGCUGGUCGCACAAAGUACUCAGAUGGAUAUAGAGAAGAUGAAAAUAAAUAAAUAUAAAGUGUAUAUACCAUACAAUAUUAUUUGUUUUAUAUUGUAAAAUUCAAAAAUAACCUGCUAUACUAGGUAAUAGAAAUAAGUUCUUAAUUUUUCCUCAAUUUUACUCUUUCAUAAGUAUGCUGCAUUCAUUAAAUAUAAUUUGAAUAACACAAUUAAUUUAACUUUUUUCACUGAUAUUGAUGAAAUAUUUUUACUAAAUAAAUUCUAUUAAAUAAUUGUUGAAAGAAUAUUAUUUGUAAUUGUUUUAGAAAACAAGUAAUUAUGUAAGUGAAAAUAAAUUUGUAGUUUACACUAAAUACAAUAUUUUAUUUGAAACUUAUAUGUUACAUUUCUUUAAGAUCAAACAUUCAUAGACUAACAUUGCAUAAUGUAAAUGUUUCUCAUACCUCCAUUUUUUGAAUUUUUGUUACCCAGGACACAUAAAUUAAUAAAAAACUUCUUUAAAAAAAAUUAUUAAUUGCUCGUCAAUUUUUUUUAUUAAUGUUGUUUUAUAAUAUAGAAUGCUUAAAAUA
Messenger RNA from Daktulosphaira vitifoliae (grape phylloxera), 2142 nucleotides. Its product is annotated as MTOR-associated protein MEAK7. The record is from RefSeq and is a predicted model, not a curated record. The coding region runs from base 410 to 1624 and encodes 404 amino acids. Lineage: Eukaryota; Metazoa; Arthropoda; Insecta; Hemiptera; Phylloxeridae. The transcript has a single exon.